GUAAGUUUGUGAUUCUUAUAACCCUUUAGGCACAGCUCUUGAUUUGUUAGUUUGUUAGUUUGGUGAGAGAAGUUUGUAUUCUUCAAAGCAUGGAUAAAGCGGGCAAGCAAAAUCUAACCAUUGUUGGAGGGGGUUUGGUUGGUAGUUUAAAUGCAUGUUUAUUUGCUAAGAAAGGCUUUCAUGUUGACCUCUAUGAAGCAAGAGAAGAUAUUCGAACUGCUAAAAUUGUUAGUGGGCGAAGCAUCAAUUUAGCACUGUCUUACCGAGGACUACAAGCUCUUAAGGCCGUGGAUCUUGAAGACAGGGUUAAAGCUAAGGGCAUUCCUAUGGUUGCACGGAUGAUCCAUUCAUUAUCUGGAAAAAAAUCUUCAAUUCCAUAUGGAAAGCACAAUCAGUACAUUCUAUCAGUCGACAGAGCUAAUUUAAACAAGGAACUACUAAAUGCUGCAGAAAAAUAUUCUAAUGUCACGUUGCACUUUGAACAGAAGUUAACCAACUGCAAUGUUGAUUCUGGAACAAUGACGUUUGUUGGGAAAACAGGAGAAGAGAUCCAUAUAAAAUCAAAAUUAAUUGUGGGGUGCGAUGGAGCCUUUUCUGUUGUCCGAAAGCAAUUCAUGAGGCGGCCACGGUUCAAUUAUAGCCAUGUGUAUAUUCCUCAUGGUUAUAAGGAAUUGACAAUUCCACCAAAGAAUGGUGAGUUUGCAAUGGAAAAAAACUAUCUGCAUAUCUGGCCAAGGAACACAUUUAUGAUGAUCGCCCUUCCCAAUUUGGAUAAAUCAUUCACAUGCACACUCUUCAUGCCAUUUGAAGAGUUUGAAAAGAUAACCACGGCAGAACAAGUAUUGGAUUUCUUCAAGACCUACUUUCCAGAUUCAAUUGAAUUAAUUGGAGCGGAUAAAUUAAAGGAAGACUUCUUUUUGCUGCCACCACAAGCCUUGAUUUCAGUAAAGUGCUCUUCAUUUUGUGUAGAAAACAAGUGUGUUCUAAUGGGAGAUGCAGCCCAUGCAGUUGUGCCCUUCUACGGACAAGGAAUGAAUGCUGGAUUUGAAGACUGUCUCCUGUUUUCUGAAUUAAUGGAGCAAUACAACAACAACUUUGAUAUUUGCCUUCCUGAGUUUUCUAGACUAAGAGUGCCGGAUGCUCAUGCCAUUUCAGACUUGGCCAUGUACAAUUACAAGGAGAUGCGAGCCCAUGUUAAUUCGAAGUGGUUCAUAUUCCGAAAAUAUGUUGAUAAUAUUCUCAACACCAUAAUGCCUUCAACUUUUAUUCCGUUGUACUCAAUGGUAACAUUCAGUAGAAUAAGAUAUCAUGAAGUUAUAAAGCGUUGGAAGUGGCAAAGUAAGGUCAUAAACAUAGGACUCAUCAUUGUUGGCACAACCAUAUCAGUAAGCAGUGCAUACAUGGUUAUAAAGUACCUACCUGCAAGAAUAAACAAAGAAACCUUAAGUCAACUGACAGGUCAUCUCAAAGGAAUCAAUUUGCCAUCAUUGCUCAAACUGAAUUUCAUGGCCCCUACAGCCACCGUUACAAGUGCCUCCUGAACCAUGGACAAUUAAGUAGCCUAUUUCAGGACUUUUCAUGUAACAAAAACUCAGUGGAUCAUAUAAAUAUCACGUCUUGUAUAAACUUCAAAUUAUACUCUUUUUAGUCAAUUUUUGUGAAAGAUGUCACAAACCACUGUUUAUGCUUCUUGUGUAACGCCACAAAUAAAUCUCUGCAAUGACUGAAA
Messenger RNA from Spea bombifrons (plains spadefoot toad), 1729 nucleotides. It is a transcript of the gene KMO, whose product is annotated as kynurenine 3-monooxygenase. Bases 90 to 1541 code for a protein of 483 amino acids. The record is from RefSeq and is a predicted model, not a curated record. Gene Ontology annotation, cellular component: mitochondrial outer membrane. Lineage: Eukaryota; Metazoa; Chordata; Amphibia; Anura; Pelobatidae. Gene Ontology annotation, molecular function: FAD binding; NAD(P)H oxidase H2O2-forming activity; kynurenine 3-monooxygenase activity. Gene Ontology annotation, biological process: quinolinate biosynthetic process; NAD+ metabolic process; L-tryptophan catabolic process. The transcript is spliced from 15 exons.